CCACAGCCAAUAAGCAGCUUCAGAAGAUCAAGUAUCACUAUAACACAAGGACUUAUCCGUUGAGGGGAGUUUGCGGAGCCCUCAUAGCCCAUCUCUGCAUCAUCCGAGAGUCGCUAUCAGUUCCUUCAACUCUUCUGAGGUGCAAGUCCACUGUCACCAUGUCUGACACUGAGGAAGUUGAUCAGAUUGAGGAAGAUGAGGAAGCCGAAGAAGAGGUAGUGGAAGUAGAAGUAGCCCCAGAGGUGGUAGAGGAGGAGGAGGAAGUGGUAGAGGAAGAGGCAGAACCCGAGCCAGAGGAGGAGGUGCAUGAGGAAGAGGCCUAUGAGGAAGAAGUGGAAGAGGGAGAACAAGAUGAGGAGAAGCCCAAGUUCAAAGUCCCUAAGAUCCCUGAUGGUGAAAAGGUGGACUUUGAUGAUCUCCAGAAGAAACGUCAGAACAAAGAUCUGAUUGAGCUGCAAGGUCUGAUUGAUGUCCACUUUGAGAACCGCAAAAAGGAGGAGGAGGAGCUUAUCGCUCUGAAGGAAAGAAUUGAAAAACGCCGAUCAGAGAGAGCAGAAAUACAGAGGGUUCGGGCCGAGAAGGACAAGGAGCGUCAGGCCAGGCGUGAGGAGGAGAGGAUGAGGAAGGAGGAGGCGGAUCAGAAGAGGAAGGCGGAAGACGACGCCAAGAAGAAGUCAGCUCUGACAAACAUGGGUUCCAGCUACACAAGUUCCUUGCAGAAGGCUGAUGGCAAGAGAGGUAAGAAGCAAACGGAGAGGGAGAAGAAGAAGAAGAUCCUGGCUGAAAGACGCAAGCCACUCAACAUCGACCAUCUGAACGAGGACAAGCUGAAAGACAAAGCCAGGGAACUCUGGGAAUGGAUGCACCAACUGGAGUCUGAGAAGUAUGAACACAUGGAGAAACUGAAGAGGCAGAAGUAUGAGGUUAUCUCUCUCAGAAACCGUAUUGAUGAGCUGCAGAAACACAGCAAGAAGGGAGCUGCGGCCCGUCGCAGGAAGUAAACGGCCCGCCAGAGAGGCCUCACCACCGGAGUGUGACUGUCGUUCUGCCCGCUCUGGUAUCGGCAGGCGGCACAUGCCUUUGGUUCUGUCCUCCAUAACCACGCAGACCCCAACUAGACAAUCUGCACUGGACAUCCGACUUUCUUCUUUUUGUAAUGUGACAACUGUUGUCAAAAAUGUAGUCGCUUCCUUCUUCUCGAGUCAUGUCCUCGCACAGCAGACUGUUUAGGUUCUCAAUCUUUUUUUUUUUUCAAUAAAACGAUGUUCGAUUA
This is a messenger RNA of Esox lucius (northern pike), 1273 nucleotides long. RefSeq names its product troponin T, fast skeletal muscle isoforms. Gene Ontology annotation, molecular function: tropomyosin binding; troponin I binding; troponin C binding. Gene Ontology annotation, cellular component: troponin complex. Bases 159 to 1001 code for a protein of 280 amino acids. The transcript is spliced from 16 exons. Lineage: Eukaryota; Metazoa; Chordata; Actinopteri; Esociformes; Esocidae. Gene Ontology annotation, biological process: muscle contraction; regulation of muscle contraction; sarcomere organization. The record is from RefSeq and is a predicted model, not a curated record.